Thyridium curvatum is the source of this 3384-nucleotide messenger RNA. RefSeq lists its product as uncharacterized. The coding region runs from base 1 to 3384 and encodes 1127 amino acids. Lineage: Eukaryota; Fungi; Ascomycota; Sordariomycetes; Thyridiales; Thyridiaceae. The transcript has 6 exons. Gene Ontology annotation, molecular function: protein binding. The record is from RefSeq and is a predicted model, not a curated record.
AUGUCACACCACUUGGCGAAUGUAGGACGUGCGUCUGAAGAAUGGGAGCGAGUCAAGGAUGUAAUCCAUGAUCUGUACCUUCGUGACAAUUGCCUCCUUGAGGGACCUGACGGCCUGAUCGAACGGAUGGAGAAAGAACAUGGGUUUGUCAAGUCUAAAGCUCAGUAUGCCAAACAGCUAAGCAAAUGGGGAUUUACCAAACGAACAUACCACAAAGGUAUUUCGAAGAGGAACUGGCAGGAUAUCAACCUCAAGGUUGAGCAAACGAGGAAGAGGCACAGGAGUCUCGCGAAGAACGAGAGAAAAGAAGUCACGGCGUACCUUCUGGAUGAACCGAUUACAGACAAGGUGCUCCGGACGCAAGGGUAUCUGCCGAGCUCUGAAGCGGCAAGUCGUGGAGCCGCAUCGCCUCAGACUCCUUUAGGGUUCGAUCUUGUCGUUCGGACACCUUCACCGAGUGAGGGUUAUAAUCUACCAUUCAUUGACCUCUGGAAGGUGUUGAGAAUACACGCAGCACAACAUUCUCUAUUCCCCGAAACAACAAAGCACCUAACCAUAGGCGCCAAGUAUGCACCUCAGGAAGUCGACCUCGAAGAUGGGAUGAAGCGCUUGAUCUAUGUACUUUCGAACCACCACCUUCAGGACCACAUGAGAGAGGUGGACAAGCAAUUCUUCCUCGACGUUUUGACAGACAUAGAUUUAACUCGUUUCUUCACUUUUCCUUCUGUGGCAAGCCAUCCCAGCUUCAAGGCUCUACUCGAAUCUAUCUUCCAACUCGCUAUGGAGGUUGAAGAUGUUGAAAUCGUCAAAUGGCUGUUAGAGAACGGUAUCGAUCCGAAUAUCAAACGUCUCUGGGAUUCUGAGAAACCAGUCACCCCAAUGGAAUACGCCCUCGAUCAUGGGAUGUUUGAUAUGGCUCGGCUGCUCAUCCGUAAGCGCGCAAGGAUCAAUGUGGACCGUGGUAGUUACAUGUACGGAAAUUGUACUGGCGCUAUCGCCCUUGCGAUUUCCGGCUGGUCUCGAAAGUGUUCAUGGGGCGACAGAUGGUUUCGAAUUGGUUUCUUGGGGGUCGGAUGGCCUCAAGAGCUUUCGGGUGACAUCGAAAGUCUUUGCCAAUUUUUCAAGGAGCUUGUGGCUGCGGGUGCCAAAGUCAGCAUGCAAGAACUAGACAUCACUCCGCCCGACGACAUAAUCCAUCUCGGUCCCGAAGACUCUCAUUCACCGCUCACCAUUGCCUCGAAGAAAGGAUUCUUCCGAACAGAUACUGCGACAUCACACAUGGCAGUCACAGGAGCGAUUCACAAGGCGAUUGUCAUGAAAGAUCAUCCACGAGCAAGGGAUCUAAUCAGAAAAGGCUAUGGUGUCAACGACAUCGUAGAUGACAUCGUUCCAGAAACAGCCCUCUCUGCCGCAAUCAGAUCGGGCGAUCGAGAUCUCGUCGAUGAGCUAGUCGACAAUGGCGCCAAGUUCGAAAUCGAGGCUGGGCAAUGUUGCUGUGGCCACUCGAGCCAGAUCAAUGUUCUCAACGUUGCGGUGAAGUACGGUGACGAAGAGCUAAUACGCGAUUUGGUCUCAAAGGGCGCAAAGUUGACAUGCUAUGGCUUGUCUUACAGCGCCUUCAGUAAUGAGUCUCUUAAAAGACUUACCAUAACCGCGCCGGCAAGCCUUCAGGAUCACUACCAGCACAUUUGCGACUGUGGCUGUGUCAGCCCUCUUACCGAGUACCUUUACUAUGGUGACGACAUUCAACGUGUUCAGAUGUUGCUCCGUCUGGGUGCGACUCCAGACCAUCCUUCACCGCAAGCUCCUCAGGGCCCUUGCCAUGUCUCGCCUCUAGUGGCUUUACUUAUGUCCAAUCAGUGUGAUAAGCGUUUCAGACCUCUGGCCACCGAGUUGCUUUUAAGUGCGGGGGCAAAUCCGUUUGAUGCGCAUGCUCUCAUGACGAUGGGGUCUGACGGGUUAUUGCCGAAUGAAAGAGAAGCAGCUGAGAUUCUCUUGAGGAGGAUUCUUUCUCUACCUGCGCCAUCCACACUUACUCCGGAAGUGACACUUGCUGAGACUGCAGCUCUCAUUGGCGCAGUUCAAAUCAUGAAUAUUGACUUUGUCAAGGCAAUCCUUGAACGAAGAGCUGCAUCCAAAGAGGUCUGCCCCUCGCCUAUCACAGUAGCACUUGAAACGGGGGAGUCAGCAUGUGUUGAAAUUGUAUCGACUCUUAUCCAGGCUGGGUACAUCCCACACUUCCGGGGAGGCAGACAAGGUACAAUAUUCGAAACACUUGAACACAGGAAGGACAAAGAUGAAGUCCUCAGAAUUCUUAUCGAUGGGGGACUACAAAUACGCCCUCAAGAUUGUGAAGGACUGGACGAUCCUCCAUUCAUGGUUGCUGCCCGAGAACCAUCUUCUCGACUCCUUCGAUGUCUCUUUGACUUCAAGCUUCAGCCGACCGACGACCAGAUGCGUAUGUACUACCGUGCUGAAAAGAAAGCUCUGGGCCAACGCAUGCCAGAGGUUAUUUUCACCAACACUGUCUUGCAGGUUGCUGCAUUUCGGGGUCACGUCAAGGUCGUUCAUCUUCUCCUUGAACAUGGAGUGGACGUCAACGCCGCAGGAAGCCCAGAUAACGGUGCAACUGCACUACAGUUUGCUCUGAUAGACGAGCAUUUCGAUGUUGCGGAACUUCUGAUCAAACACGGUGCGGACGUCAAUGCACCACCUGCCUCGGUCAAUGGAUCGACUUGUCUCCAGAUUGUUGCGCAGCAAGGAAACCUAGGAUGGGUUAAGAAGCUGGUCAGGCAGGGGGCAGCAGUCAAUGCCAUGCCUUUGCGAGGGUAUAAGUUCAUAGGCACUGCGCUGCAGUAUGCCGCGCAGAAUGGAUGCCUCAAGAUGGUACGAUAUCUCGUCGAACACGACGCCGAUGUCAAUCAAGAGCCGGCCUCGCGGGCGGGCGCCACGGCUCUGCAAUAUGCCGCUAUGCAUGGUUUUAUUGCAAUUGCGCAGUAUCUACUUCGCCACGGUGCCAACAUAUUGGCAUCGCCGGCGAAGACAGAAGGGAGAACAGCACUCGAGGGCGCUUCUGAGCACGGCCGGGUCGAUAUGGUUUCUUUAUUACUGCACCACAUACAUGAGCUUCCACACGGCAUCGAACCGCGCCAAGUCAUCGGCAAAGCGCGGGACUUGGCAGAGAACAACGGCCAUUAUGCUAUCCGGGAUAUGCUCGUGGAACACUUUGACAACCCCGAGCCUGCGGAAGAACGCAGUCAUUUUGAGGACGUUGAUAUGACUGAAGGUAUCGACUAUGAUUUUGGAGGUCUUCGUGAUAUUGUCGAGGUGCCAGAUGGGUUUUUUGACUUGGAUGAUUACUUCGCUUCCCUACAUGUAGGAUAG